AUGGACAGAGGGCAGAGUCAGGGAAAGAGCCAUAGAGCCAAGGAAGAGAGCACUGAGGAAGCAUCCACUUCUUCAUUCAUCUCUCUGAAAGCAACAGGUGCAGGUAGCGGUCAAUAUGACGUGUUUUUGAGCUUUAGAGGCUUGGAUACCCGCAAGGCAUUCACUGAUCACCUCUACCACAGUUUGAGCAAGGCCGGGACUAUACCGAUUUGCGUGUUCAAGGAUGAUAACAGCAUACCGGUUGGUGAGGAAUUUGGUACAAAGAUUCUUGAUGCCAUCGCACGAUCUAAGAUUUCGAUCCCCAUCAUAUCCGAAAAUUAUGCUUCGAGUAAAUGGUGCCUUCGUGAGCUCAUUCAUAUCAUGGAUCGGAAGAAGAGCAUGUCACAUAUAGUUUUGCCCAUUUUUUACAAAGUUACCCCGUCGGAUGUGCGACAUCUAAAAGGAAAUUUUGGAAAUGCCUUCCAUUUGAAUCGGGCACAUUUUGAGGAGAAGGAUAUCCAGGAAGGGCAACGAGCACUUAAGGAAGUUAGUAACUUAAAUGGAUGGGAAUCUGAGAAAUUUGUUGACGGGCAUGAGGGAAAAUUAAUAGAAUGCGUGGUUGAAACUGUUAUAAACAAGUUACAGAAAGAUUUUCAGCUGGAUGUGCCUGAGCAACUAGUUGGACUUGAUGGUCGUAUGAAGAAAAUUAUGAAUUGGAUCGACAAUCCUUCCAUCAAUGCUCGAAUGAUUGGAAUUUAUGGCAUGGGCGGGAUAGGCAAGACAACUCUUGCCAAGUGCAUCUACAAUCAACUCUCGAAUAAAUUUGAGCAUGUCAGCUUCCUUUUAGAUAUUCGAGAAACUACCAGGCGCCACGGUAUUACGUGUCUACAGAGUCAACUUAUAUCGGAUAUACUUAAUGAAAAAAGGGAAGUUUCUAGAAUUGAUGAAGGAAUUAAUAUAAUCAAAUCUAGAUUCGGACAAGAAAAGGUUCUCAUUCUUUUGGAUGAUAUAGAUGAUAAGACUCAACUAGACGCAUUGGCUAGGAAAUGUAAUUGGUUUAUGGCAGGAAGUUUGAUCAUUGUUACCACUAGAAACAAAGCUAUUCUUGAUCAAUCUGAAUUUGAGGUAGACUACAAGUAUGAAUUGAAUGAAUUGGAUAAGGUGCAAGCUUUGCUUUUGUUUAAUAGACAUGCAUUUCGUAUGGACCAUUCUCCGGGGGACUUUGAUGGCAUAUCUCGUGAUAUCAUAUCCACCAUGGGUGGGCUUCCCUUGGCACUUCAGGUUGUAGGUUCAUACUUGUAUAGAAAAACAAAUCGAAAAGUAUGGCAAGAUGUGUGGAAGCAAUUAAAAGACCAACCGCAUAGAGAUGUUCAAAAGAUAUUGCAGAUAAGUUAUGAUGCAUUAGAAGAUGGACAUAAGCAAAUUUUUCUUGAUAUUGCUUGUUCCCUUAUUGGUCAAAGGAGCGAAUUUGCCAUGUACAUGUGGGAGGACUGUGGGUUUUAUCCAAGUCUAGGAAUUGAAGAGUUGAAGUUGAGGUGCUUUAUUAAAAUUGGAGAUGGUGGUCGGUUUGAGAUGCAUGACCAAUUGAGAGAUCUUGGAAGGAGCAUUUUUUGCCAAGGACAACUGCUUGAGCAACGUAGUGGACCAUGGGACCACGACUACAAGGGAGUCCCAAGAGAUUGA
Molecule: messenger RNA, 1662 nt
Organism: Eucalyptus grandis
Lineage: Eukaryota; Viridiplantae; Streptophyta; Magnoliopsida; Myrtales; Myrtaceae
Product: disease resistance protein RUN1-like
Exons: 3
Coding region: 1-1662 (553 amino acids)
Biological process (GO): defense response; signal transduction
Molecular function (GO): ADP binding
Source: RefSeq, a predicted model, not a curated record